Messenger RNA from Fopius arisanus, 1020 nucleotides. RefSeq names its product refractory to sigma P (gene ref(2)P). Gene Ontology annotation, molecular function: K63-linked polyubiquitin modification-dependent protein binding; zinc ion binding; protein kinase C binding. Gene Ontology annotation, biological process: mitophagy; endosome organization; aggrephagy. The record is from RefSeq and is a predicted model, not a curated record. Lineage: Eukaryota; Metazoa; Arthropoda; Insecta; Hymenoptera; Braconidae. Gene Ontology annotation, cellular component: aggresome; amphisome.
CUCUCACCAGUUUGUCAAGUCACCGAGUUAUUGUAUCAUCCUGGUAUGAUCGCUUAGUCAUCAAUUCCCAGGAUCUCUCCCUUCUACCGAAAGGUCUUAUAUAAAUAACCAGUCCGAGUGAUUGAACGCAAAAGAUUCUGAUACUUGACAGCACGCAUUUCGGUGUCUCUUGGAAAAAUUGUGCCAGAGAAAAUGCCUCCAAUCGUGGAUUAUAAAGUGUACUGCAAAACGGAUGAUGCAAAUGGUGCGUUGGAGAUUCGUCGAUUUAGAAUUGAUAAGAAUUUUCGCGUAACUUUUGCGUUUCUCCGGGAGAAAAUAGAAAAUAUAUUUCCGAGUAUCAAGGACAAAUGCUUCAGCAUCUCUUGGAAAGUGAGGAUGAUUUCUGAGAAUCUCUAUCAAUUCCUCAAUCCUCUUGGGAUUGAUGUCAAUCUCCAGAUGAAGGUCAACGACGACAGGAACAAAAGCUCAACUGCUUCAGCUGCAAACACUCCAGGUCCUUCGUCCAUUGAUAAUUCGGAGCUAGAGGAGGAGAAGAAAAAAGACGAGGCGGUGGGUUGGACCAUUAUAUCAAAGAGUGGACCAAGCAAUGAUGCCAUUCCAAACACGAUGACUUCCACAACGUCUACUGUCGAGGAGAACGCACAAUCACAACCGAUCUACCCACCGCUGCCGAAACCCGAGGAGAAAAUAAUCUAUCACCCAAAUCCAAGGAUCCACAGUGCUGUUGAAGCCAUGUUGCAGAUGGGUUUCUCCAAUGAAAGCGAUUGGCUGAUAAAUCUUCUCGUUUCUAAAGACGGCGACAUCUCCAAAGCACUUGACGCUCUUCAACCAGCUCAGCGGAAUUAAAUAACUACUGAUUUAUAGUAUACCAACGUACAAUAGCGAAGUAAUUGAAUCAGAUAAAUCAAAUUUUCCGCUUUACCUCAUUUGAUCGCUCGAUUUAUCUCGAAAACUUUCGAUUCAAACUGAAAACUUCAAGAAACUUUUUGUCUGGCCAAUUAAAUGCCCCACAAAAAAGUA